AAUAGUAUUUCCAAGAAUUCACCCCUUCUUACUCCUAUCUCUUCCUUUCCUUUCAAUUCAAGUUCUUCUCUUUACUCAAUUCAUUUUGACCCAGAGCAUAUCCACAAUAUAAAAAACUAAGUACUCCUCCAAUUAUGAUAGUUAGCUUGGGAUCCGAGGAGUUCAAUCCAAGGCAGAUAGAAAACUGAUUUUGUGUGAAGAAAUUAAAACUCAACAAUCAGGAAGCAAGACAUGGCCAAAGGCGCUUCAAAUUCUUCAAAGACAAAGUCACUGACAUUUAUAUGCCUCUUCAUGUUCAUGCUCAAUUUCCACUCAUCCCAUGGUGAAGAAGAGCUUCAGCUUCUGUUAUCCUUCAAAGCUUCCAUCCACGACCCACUUCACUUUCUCUCCAACUGGGUCACUUCCUCUGCCACUGCCACAGCCACCACUCUUUGCAAGUGGCCCGGCAUAACCUGCGACAACAACACUUCCCACGUUAACACUGUUGUGAUAUCAGGAAAAAACAUCACUGGCGAGGUUCCUUCCUCCAUUUUUCAACUCCCACACGUUUCAAGCCUCGAUCUUUCCAACAAUCAGCUUGUUGGGGAAAUCACCCUCAAUUAUUCUCUUUCUUCUCUGUUUCCACUUCGUUACCUUAACCUCAGCAACAACAACCUCACGGGUUCUUUGCCUCGAACCUUGUUUUCCGUGUCAUUUUCCAACCUCGAAACUCUGGAUCUCUCCAACAACAUGUUCUCUGGCAACAUACCCGACCAAAUUGCAUUGCUUUUCAGCCUAAGGUAUCUUGAUCUUGGAGGAAACGUUUUGGUUGGAAAGAUUCCAAAUUCCAUCACCAACAUCACCACUUUACAGUAUCUUACGUUGGCUUCAAACCAGUUAGUGGGUGAAAUUCCAAAAGAUAUUGGCCUAAUGAAGAACUUGAAGUGGAUUUACUUGGGCUACAACAACCUUUCAGGUGAGAUACCAAGUAGCAUUGGAAACUUAUUUUCUUUGAAUCACCUUGAUCUUGUUUACAACAAUCUCACUGGACCAAUUCCUCAAUCUCUUGGACACCUCACCCAGCUUCAAUAUCUCUUUCUCUAUCAAAACAAGCUAACUGGUCCAAUUCCUUCAUCCAUUUAUGAACUGAAAAAGCUCAUUUCACUUGAUCUAAGUGAUAAUUCUCUUUUUGGCGAGAUUUCUGAGCUUAUAGCGCAGCUCCAAAGACUAGAGAUUCUUCACCUUUUCUCAAACAACUUCACAGGGGAGAUUCCGAAGGCAAUUGGAUCUUUGCCUCACCUUCAGGUUCUUCAGCUUUGGUCAAACCAAUUAACGGGUGGGAUUCCAGAAGAUCUAGGAAAGCAUAGCAACCUCACUGUUUUGGACCUUUCCAGCAACAACCUCGCAGGGAAGAUCCCAGAAAACUUAUGUAACUCUUCCAAUCUCUACAAACUCAUCCUCUUCUCAAACUUUCUCCAAGGACAAAUCCCACAUAGCUUAACCUUUUGCCAAAGCCUACGCAGAGUGCGCCUCCAAAACAACAAGCUCUAUGGAAAAUUACCAUCUGAAUUGACCAAACUGCCUCAGAUAUACUUCUUGGAUAUCUCUGGCAACGAACUUUCUGGAAGGAUCAAUGACAGAAAAUGGGACAUGCCAUCGCUUCAAAUGCUAAGUUUAGCUAACAACAACUUCUCAGGAGAAAUUCCUAACUCUUUCGGGAGUGACAAACUCGAAGGUUUGGACUUAUCCAAUAACCAAUUUUCAGGUUCCAUUCCUUCUGGUUUCAGAAACUUAUCAGAACUCGUGCAAUUGAAGCUAAGCAACAACGAACUCUUUGGGAACAUCCCAGAAGAACUCUGUUCGUGCAAGAAGCUUGUGGCAUUAGACCUCAGUCACAAUCAUCUCAGUGGUCAAAUUCCGGUCAAACUCUCCGACAUGCCGGUUCUUGGCCUCCUCGACUUGUCGGAAAACCAAUUAUCCGGCGAGAUUCCACAGAACUUGGGAAGCGUGGAAUCUCUCGUUCAGGUGAAUAUAUCAUACAACAACUUUCAUGGAAGUUUACCUUCAACCGGUGCUUUCCUUGCCAUCAAUGCAAGUGCGGUAACCGGCAACGACCUUUGUGACCGUGACGGUGACACAUCUAGUCGCUUGCCACCGUGCAAAACCGGUAACCAAAACCCAACUUGGCUUUUCAUCAUGCUGUGUUUUCUCUCAGCUUUGGUUGCGUUCGCGGCAGCUUCUUUUCUGGUGUUUUUCGUUCGUAGAAGGAAGAGUUUUUCGGAGGUGCGAAGAGUGGAGAAUGAAGAUGGCACGUGGGAAUUGCAGUCUUUUGACUCAAAAGCUUCGAGGGUGAUGAAAAUGGAGGAUGUUUUAUCGUCGGUGAAAGAAGGGAAAGUGGUUUCGAAAGGAAAGAACUGGGUUUCCUACGAAGGGAAGUGCAUGGGGAAUGAUGGUGACAUGCAAUUCGUGGUGGAGGAAAUCAGUGACUUGAAUUCGCUUCCGUUGAGUUUUUGGGAGGAGAUGGUGAAGGUUGGGAAACUUGGGCACCCUAAUAUUGUUAAGCUUAUUGGAAUGUGUAGGUCUGGGAAGAGAGGGUACUUAUUGUAUGAAAACGUGGAGGGGAAGAAAUUAAGCGAAGUUGUGAACGGUUUGAGUUGGCAAAGGAGAAUGAAAAUUGCUGUGGGCGUUGCAAAAGCACUUAAGUUCUUGCAUUGUCAUGCUUCAUCCAUGGUUUUGAUUGGAGAGGUGUCACCAGAAUCGGUUUGGGUGGACAACAAUGGCGUUCCUCGCGUCAAACUCAGCCCUCUCGGAAUGCCAUUUUUGGAUGUCAAAGGUUUCGUUUCUUCGCCCUACGUUGCCCAAGAGGCAAGAAAGAGAAAGGACAUGACAGAGAAGAGUGAAAUAUAUGGCUUGGGAGUUAUGCUGAUUGAAUUAUUGACGGGAAGAAGGUCCAUGGACAUAGAAGCAGGUAAUGGCAUGCACAAGACCAUUGUGGAGUGGGCCCGCUACUGCUACUCAGACUGUCAUCUUGACACGUGGAUAGAUCCUGUGAUGAAGGGUGGAGAUGCAUUGACCUAUCAGAACGACGUCGUUGAGACACUGAAUCUGGCCUUGCGUUGUACCACCACUGAUCCCACAGCAAGGCCAUGCGCAAGAGACGUACUCAAAGCCCUAGAGUCUGUUCACAGCAACACAGCCACUUUUUGCUGAGUUUUCAGUGCUCAAUACAAAACCUCAGCUAUGAUUUUCCAUAUAUCUCAUGAGCAUUCUCUGACCUUUGUUAUAGUUUUUGUUUUCUAUUGUUUUUUUUUUUUUUCUCUUUUGAGUUUUCACUUUUGUUUUCUUUUUUAUCCUUAAUUUGUUUAAAGUUUUUAGUUUAGCAUAAGUAAGUUGUUGAUGAAGGGAUUGCUAGGGAAAUGUUUGCUGGAUAUUUUAUAUGGGCAUGCUUGACAUACUGCUGAUGAGUGUAAAAGUAAAUGUAAAUAAAUUGAAUGUGAUUAAUAAAUUAAUUAUAUG
Messenger RNA from Abrus precatorius (Indian licorice), 3495 nucleotides. Its product is annotated as probably inactive leucine-rich repeat receptor-like protein kinase At2g25790. The record is from RefSeq and is a predicted model, not a curated record. Gene Ontology annotation, molecular function: protein kinase activity; ATP binding; protein binding. The coding region runs from base 232 to 3189 and encodes 985 amino acids. NCBI's taxonomy places the organism in Eukaryota, Viridiplantae, Streptophyta, Magnoliopsida, Fabales, Fabaceae. The transcript is spliced from 3 exons. Gene Ontology annotation, biological process: protein phosphorylation; hormone-mediated signaling pathway. Gene Ontology annotation, cellular component: plasma membrane.